AUGAAGGAGACGAUUUCAACACAUUACACUCCUCAGCAACCUGAUUCCGCGUUUGCCGAUGAUGACAGUCGCUGGGAGGCUGUAAAAUCGCGCAAUCCAAAAGCAGAUGGUCUCUUCGUCUACGCUGUGCGAAGUACUGGUGUAUAUUCCCGCCCUACCUGCAAAGCACGCCUCGCCCAUCGAUUCAAUACCGCCUUCUUCAAAUCAAGUAUCGAAGCCCAAAGUGCGGGAUACCGACCGUGUAAGCGCUGUCAUCCUGAAGAUAGUGCUCCCAUGCCGGAAGAUAUUGGGGUGGCCAAGAUUCGUGCAUUCAUGAAGGCACGGCCCCUUGCGGCGAUGAUGGAGAAGGACGGUACAAUCACAAUGCUGAGUCUAAGUCAGAUGGCUCGCCAGGUUGGGCUAUCCAAGUGGCAUUUUCACCGCGAAUUUAAAAAGUGUUUUGGAGUGACACCGGUCGAGUAUCUCAGGAUAGAGAAAGCAGCGAGACUUGCAGCUUCAAUAGAAGUCCAGGACGAGCAGCCACUGCCUAAAGGUGGAUUUCAAAUUAAAAGAGAGCACGAGCAUUCAGAGAGACUCGACACGACGUCAGAGUAA
Molecule: messenger RNA, 594 nt
Organism: Trichoderma atroviride IMI 206040
Lineage: Eukaryota; Fungi; Ascomycota; Sordariomycetes; Hypocreales; Hypocreaceae
Biological process (GO): regulation of DNA-templated transcription; DNA repair
Molecular function (GO): DNA-binding transcription factor activity; zinc ion binding; methyltransferase activity
Source: RefSeq, a predicted model, not a curated record